This is a messenger RNA of Zeugodacus cucurbitae (melon fly), 1978 nucleotides long. RefSeq names its product putative fatty acyl-CoA reductase CG8303. Bases 364 to 1968 code for a protein of 534 amino acids. Gene Ontology annotation, molecular function: alcohol-forming very long-chain fatty acyl-CoA reductase (NADP+) activity. The record is from RefSeq and is a predicted model, not a curated record. The transcript has 7 exons. NCBI's taxonomy places the organism in Eukaryota, Metazoa, Arthropoda, Insecta, Diptera, Tephritidae. Gene Ontology annotation, biological process: long-chain fatty-acyl-CoA metabolic process. Gene Ontology annotation, cellular component: peroxisome.
AUAGCGAUCAGUCACAAUUUAGCGUGCGGUGGUUAAGGCUGCUCUUCAAAGCGCAAGCGAACGAGAAUCGUGAAAAAUCUAUUGAAUAUUGAAUUGCAUUUUUUUUUUGCUGCCGUUGCAACGUGAAAACGUGCCACUAAAAUAAAAUCGUAAAACAAACCAAAUUGAAAAAUCAAAGAAAACUUGGAAAAACAAUUCGCUCCAUAUCAUAUACUCUCCGUUUGUCAACGAGCGCUGCUUGCCUACUCGUGUGCUCACUUCUGGACCGUUACCACUGCGUCACCUUGACUUUUAAUAUUACUGCUUUACACCGUCGCUUUGUAAUCAGUCACAUUGGCGCCGCCGACAAAUCUCAAUUACACGAUGGCUGUCAUCAGUGAUCAUGGCAGCAGCACCGAAGAGCUGUCGCUCAAAGAGCAACAUGAGAAGAAUCUAAAGAAUAUCGGCACAGUGCCAGAGUUCUUUGCGCACAAGAACAUUUUCAUCACUGGUGGUACGGGCUUUCUGGGCACUGUGCUGAUUGAGGAACUCUUGGAUACACAUCCCGACAUUGGCACCAUCUAUGUAUUGGUUAGAGGAAAACGCAAAUUCGAUCCUAAUGAGCGUAUAAGUCGUUUGCUGCAGAAACCGAUCUUCCAGAAAUUCAAUGAGAAGUCACUCGCUAAAGUCGUACCGGUUGUUGGCGAAUUGAGUGAAGUGAAUUUCGGCUUCAACGAGGCAAUACUGAACGAACUCAUCGAUAAGGUGAAUGUGAUCUAUCACAGCGCCGCCACAAUCAAAUUCAGUUCACCACUACGUACGGCCAUCAAGACCAAUUUAACCGGCACAAUGCGCACAAUAGAAUUAGCUAAGAAAUUGAAAAAUCUCUCCGCAUACAUUUAUCUCUCCACCGCCUUUUGCAAUAGCAACAAUCGCGGCCUCAUUGUCGAAGAAGUCUACAAAUCACAAUUUGAUCCAUAUGAUAUGAUGAAAAUGGCUGAGGAUGAUGCUAAAUGGGAAGAUUUCACAGACGAGAAAUGUAAGGAGAUCAUACGCGAUCACCCCAAUACAUAUACAUUCACAAAGAACCUAUCGGAGAAUCUACUAAUGGCAGAGAUGUCGGGAUUGCCGGCGGCGAUUGUGCGACCAUCGAUUGUUUACGGUACCUGGGAGCACCCGAUGAAAGGUUGGGUCGGCAAUGCAAAUUCUGGUCAUCUCGGCUAUUUAGCCGGCUUCGUAAAGGGUAUCUUCCGCACUAUGUGCGGUCGUGCCGCCUCUGUCAUCGAUAUUAUACCAUGCGAUUUUGUGAUCAACUCUUCAUUAGUUAUGGGCUGGUAUGUGGGUACACAUCCAUUGGAACAACCCGAAGUCAUACAUUGCACAUCGGGUGAGGUGAACCCGCUAACACUGCGUGAAUUCUGUGUUAUAAUGAAUGAGAGCGUCAAACGGCAUCCACCAAAUAAUUUCGUCUGGAAACCUAGCACAAAAUUGCGUAACGGUUGGCGUUACAAUCUCUUCUUUUACCUCUUUCACAUACUGCCCGCGCUCGCUUACACCAUACCAGAAAAACUAUUCGGUAUUGGCAUGCCACAGCAUACCGCCUACGAGUACAUGCGCGUCUUUCACAAGGGCACCAAAGCAUUCGACUACUUUUUGGACAAAGAUUUCCGCUAUUCAUUAAAGAAUGCCUUGCGCAUUAUGUCGAUGAUGCAUGAGAGUGACAAAAAGCGUUAUAACUUUGAUUCGAGUACGUGUGAUUGGUCCGAGUUCAUUGAUCGCUGUUUGAUCGGUGUACGACGCUUCUACUUCAAGGAGGCUGCAGAGACCACUGAUUGGCAUCGCAUGUAUUGGAGAGUUUUCAAUAUCAUACACUACCUUGGCUUCCUGGUGCUCUUCCUCUUCAUCUUCGGCAUUUGCGCAUUGCUCUUCGGUUUAACUAUUGGUCUUACGUUAUCACUGGCCAUUUGGGGCUUCCUGGUGUGGUUGUGAGCGAGAGGAG